UUGUAACGGUGGCAGACUUGGUAACUGAUUUAAGAUCUUAGAAUCAAGAAAAUGAAGGGAACUCACUUGUUUGUAACGGUGGCAGCGUUGGCCUUGGCUUCAACACUUAUUGCUUAUGCAUCAGACCCCAGCCCUUUGCAAGACUUUUGUGUUGCUGUAAAUGACUCCAAAUCUGGUGUGUUUGUGAAUGGGAAGUUUUGCAAGGACCCGAAGCUAGCUACAGCUAAAGAUUUUUUCUUUUCUGGGCUCCUUAAGCGGCAAAGUACAGCAAACCCGCUCGGCUCAACUGUGACUCUCGUGAAUGUGAUGCAAAUACCAGCCCUUAACACGCUUGGUAUCUCCUUGGCGCGCCUCGACUUUGCUCCCAACGGGCUUAACCCGCCACAGACACAUCCUCGCGCAACCAUGACCAUUGUUGUCUUAGAAGGUGCCUUGUAUGUUGGCUUCAUCACCUCUAGUCCAGAAAAUCGUCUCUUUGCCAAAACACUCUAUCCGGGAGAUGUUUUCGUGUUUCCAGAGGGUCUCAUUCACUUCCAGCUUAAUGUGGCAAAGACUAAUGCCGUUGCAAUUGCUGGUCUAAGCAGCCAAAAUUCUGGGGUCAUUCAAAUCGCAGAUAAUGUGUUUGGGUCGAAUCCAAAGAUUGACCUUGAUGUUCUAACCAAGGCAUUCCAUCUGGACAGGAAGGUGGUUGACUAUCUCCAAGCCCAUUUCUAGCUCUUGGUUGGACAACAAUCGGACAAAAAUUGAACCUUUGAUUUAUUCCUUAAAAAAAUAAAAGAACCCACAUACCUGUCUAUUGCUUGAAAAUUAAGCAGGCAACAUGUCUAAAGUCUGCCAAUAGUUAAGGUUGUCAUGAAUAAGUGGGUUCAUAGAAUACUAGUGUUCUUAUUUGGAAUUCUUUGUUGUGAUCCGAUAAUAAAAUUAAUUUUUUGUUUGUCUA
Diospyros lotus (date-plum) is the source of this 940-nucleotide messenger RNA. Its product is annotated as germin-like protein subfamily 1 member 13. Gene Ontology annotation, cellular component: cell wall. NCBI's taxonomy places the organism in Eukaryota, Viridiplantae, Streptophyta, Magnoliopsida, Ericales, Ebenaceae. Bases 52 to 714 code for a protein of 220 amino acids. Gene Ontology annotation, molecular function: manganese ion binding. The record is from RefSeq and is a predicted model, not a curated record. The transcript is spliced from 2 exons.